UAUGAGAUCGUCAGGGAAGCGCUGAAGUGUAGAGGGGUAACUAUGAAUUCGAACCGGCUUAUGAUCUUUGAAGAGGACCGCCGGCAUCUAUGCUUGAACAUUGCGCAGCCAUAUCUGUAGACUGUUGGUAACCAAGCUUGAUGAAAAUAGGGCCCAAUGUUGAGUAAGUGCAGAAGGCGAUAGAGGGUUAGUCGGCGCAGGAAGUGCGCCUAAUUUUAGGGAGGUCGGUCUAGGGAAGUUUAUAGUUAAAGGACGCCUAAACUACAGUUAAGGAACCUGCCAAACCCAUGCAAGCCUCUUCGUCGAUUGGAAAUGGAAACCACCCACAGCUAUGUACGCUGCGUACAACGAGGAACAAGAAGUACAGAAGACUAGGAUAAAUAAUAGACACGUAGGGGUUGGGUUGGGCCAGUUUGAAAUCCCGCCUGGAUCGGUUCUUCAGCGUGGGAAACGCAGGUUAUUUUGCCCCCGUCCGCUAGUUACGAUUCUUCGCCAACCACCCUCAACCCAACCAGAUUCCCAGCACACCGGAUUCCCAGCGGAACGGUCCAACCUACGCAGCUGGACCCGACAGUCAGGUUCGUAUGGCGGCUGGUGUGAACUAUUCUUGCAUCAUGGCAAAUGUUCCGUCCCAGCAGUCAGGGUCAACUAUAACAUGCGCAACAAUAACUGUGCUAAAGGGACCGGCCUCAAGAAACAGGCGAAAUACACCAAGAGCCUACUACUGCGUAGUUAGUUACUCCGUACUCCGUCUAGCUCAUUAUUCUGAAGCCCGAGCUGCGGCGCCGUUGAUGCCCAAGCGACACGGACGGCCAACUCCUCUCACAUCCCCGCUACGAUGGUUGUACGGACUAUUGAGUUGUUAAAAUGAUGAGAGCCGAGAGAGUUGUGGCUGCUCUCCCAAUAACUCAAUUAAGGCCAAGAAAUGGGAGGCAAUACUUAUCGAAUAACAGGUGUAUAACUUACUUUGUCGUCAUCAACUCUUUUUCAUCGAAACUAUCGCUGACCCCCUCUCUCGGGUCAGGCCUCAAGCUUAACCCAAGCGAAGAAAGUCAGGGAUGCUAGAUUACGCAGAGCAAAGCCCCCCACAGCGGUCUACAUGCUUAUUCGUCUCCCGCUCUUCCCGGCUCUCUUUGCUUUUUCCCCAUUUUGGACAACCCAUGGCGCCCCUCGCUUGGGACAGUUGGGACGGUUUGGAGGGGCAGAUGAGAGCGUGUGGGUGGGUGGGUAACUAGUUUAUCCAGCAGUAUGGAAAUAUAAAUGGGCCGAUCAAUUACUGUUAAGGAAGGUCAUUCCCCGUUCAUAACUAACUACAUAACUACAUACACUGCAGAGUUACUCAAAAGGGCACAUACAAGAGUUAUCAGACCAAUAAAACUAGCUCAAGCGCUCGUUACACAUGGCAUCACAUUGCUUGAUCUACAUGACGUGGGAAAUGAAAUCUCGUGGAUUUUAAAACCGAUGCACACUCAGCAGGCAUGAGCGAUGUUGGGAAAAUUGAAUUGAUCUAAUUCCUCCCCCCGCCCUUCCUCUUUAACACGAGCCACCCUCUAUUGUUUUUCUCUGGAUAAGCAAUAAAGGCAAAAGAAAAAUACAAAAAAAAAAAAAAAAAAAAAAAAAAAAAAAUUGGACAAGAAGCCCGGUUACUUCAAUAAUAACGCUACACAUGAUAAACAGACUAGGAUCUGGAUGUUGACGAAGUCCGAUCCGCUUUGAACGCUCUGGGCUCCUUCUACUGCGCAGACGAAAAUUCGAAAACCUCGCUUCACACGUCCAAAUAUAUACACACAGUGUUCAAAACUCGCUGCUCCUCCUUCUGUCAGACUCUUUUGCAUCUAUCGGCUCCUCCUCCGCAGCGCAUAGACUUGACGGCCGGAAACAGUUGCACUGAGACAGUUAUUCAUAUUUAGUUCACCCCAAUUCAACCACCUGGAUACCAAAGGGUGAAAGCUGUUCAAGCGGAGUCUUUGUGGAUGUCUCGAGACGAGCUCCCAUCCACGCCGUCGGAAGGUACAUACAUGUACAUGCUUGCCAGAGCCAGGCUCCAGAUACACGACCAGGCUUAAUGAAUCCGUCAAUGGGGGCCCUAGGCAUGCCCCGGCCCAGUAUGGAUAGCCCGCGGCAACAUCAACAAUGGCAUCACUCUCUACGAAGGACACCAUUGGAACGGCUCCCGAUCGAACUGAUCCAGAAAAUAUUCUUCGAAUGUCUAGAAAUUAAUCUCCCUCGCACAUCUCUCCCCAUCGCCCUUGCCUUGUCCAACGAUGUCAUUCAUACCUGGCUCAUCCGCCUAGCCUUCAGCAGCAACAAUGAGUCGGCCCGAACUGGCUUCUUCACAAAGCCUUACCUCCCCCUUGACUACUUUUCCCUCUCAGCUUCGCAACGGGCUUCCCUUCAAACUGAAAUCCUCAAGUGCCGAUGGUGCACUUUACCUCUCAUGCGCAAAUGCCAGCGCGAGCAUGUGGAACAUGUUAUACGUGAAAAAUGCAAAUAUCUCAGAAUAUCUUGCGCCGAUUGCCAGAAAUUGGAAAAUCUCAAGCCAUACUGGGAAUCCAUGGACCGCUUCGACCCUCGGCCCCCUGGGAGCCGGGGCAGCGGUGAUCUCACCGUCGAGGCUCGGAUAUCCCAACCACCAAAUAUACAGCCAGAAAAUAACCCCUCGACAUCUACAUUCAUUCCCAUCACGCCCACGCCCGCUCCCAACACCACGAACAUGAGCAUUAUUCUGGGCGCUUCAGCUGCCAGCACGCACAGUGCCUCGCGCAAAAUAGCAAUCUGGUUCAACUCCGGCUCCGUCCAAAUCCGUGAACGAAGCCCCAUCUUCCAAGAGACAGAUGUCUUCCGCCUCCCCUCCUGUAGCACCCGUGAGCCCUGCCGGAUACCCGACCGCCUCCUCUGCCCACCCUGGACACCCGAAAAACUAGAAUUCCUAACCCUUCUAUCCACAGAAGCAUACAUCGACGAAAACGAACGGCGCGAUCGAUCCAAGGCCGUGUUACGGCAGGUAAUUGACGACCGUGACCUAGAGACCUUCAAGUACAUGCUCGGCAUGCACAUCCGCGCCAAGAACUAUGGGUAUCCGUUCCCGUGGCCGGUUCGACAGACGCAUUACCGGGCUGCUGCUAGAAUGGCAGAUCGGAAGGAUGAUGAUCCGUUCUUGAGGAUUUUGUUUACGGAUCGCAAGGGGGAGGUUCCGGCUACGGAUCAAAGUAUCAAGGCUCUCUUGGUGAAGUAUGAACAGAGGGAGAGGGAGAGGGAAAUCUUUGAAAGCUGAAAAAUUUAUGAUGAAAGUACAGUUGAUGUGGGCAGUCAAGGGUGGUUAUUUUUUCAUUUUCAUUCUAUAUUUUUUAUAUUUUUCAUUUUUUCAUUUUUAUAUUUAUAUUUAUAUAUUUUUUGCUGUUGAAAUUUGCUCUUUUGACUUUGAUCAUCUCUUGCUUCUAUUAUGAUGAUAAUGAUGACAUAACUAGUUAUCUCCUUCCCGUUUCCAGCUUGAAAUGUAACCGACAGGCUAGCUAUUUUGAUUCGCUUUUUGACUAGCCGUGACGACUGCUGGGUUCAUACUAUUCAUCUCUCAUGCCCUUGAAGAAGAAGUUUUACGAGCUUGUGGAAUAAAAAAGAUUUCCUUUAUCAAAACCCUGGGGCCAUCAGUGCCAAUAUCGCCCAUCUGAAGCUCGCGUCAUAUAUGAUUUCCUUGCUCUCUUAACAUCACGAAGGAUAUGGUUGUAACGAAUUGGGAUGAAAAUAAAACUCUCUAGCUAGCCAGCUUGUAUACAGUUAUACAAUAGCAAAAGUAGUACAUGUACCUCAUUGAUUGGCCUGCUGUAGCAACUGAACUACGAACCACGGAUGGGUACAUCUGAAAUACUCUGCAGUACAUAUGGUCAUUGCUCAGCAACGCCUCCAAAUUCCUCCGAGCCUCUUCACCGUGGAUCGAUACUCGAUCAGUGUUGCAGAAAUUUUCAGCGCGUCAGUGUCAUUGGCUCUGUUGAAAAGUGCCCUUUAAUGUACAGUAACUAACUACGUGGCUGCGUCGAGGAGCCAGGCUCCUGGGUAUGGACAAAGUACGGCUGAAGGAACAUUUACUAUUUGUUGCUGAUGACGGUUUUUUGUUCUGCCUCUUUAGCUGGGUAACUGUGCGAGAACGAAUGGCUCGUUUUAAGUUCUGGAGAACAGGUGGGCGGGCGUAUACAGAGUAUAAGAAAAUAUAAAUGAAUAAAAAUAAAAUAAC
Molecule: messenger RNA, 4228 nt
Organism: Blastomyces dermatitidis ER-3
Lineage: Eukaryota; Fungi; Ascomycota; Eurotiomycetes; Onygenales; Ajellomycetaceae
Exons: 3
Coding region: 2066-3274 (402 amino acids)
Source: RefSeq, a predicted model, not a curated record